Molecule: messenger RNA, 723 nt
Organism: Lactuca saligna
Lineage: Eukaryota; Viridiplantae; Streptophyta; Magnoliopsida; Asterales; Asteraceae
Source: the annotation of a GenBank genome assembly
AUGCCAAAUGAGGGAUUGAUUUUGAAUAAAUGGAAUCAUUGUUUAUGGAUUGGGACUGAUUUGAUAAAGCUUUGCCAAGUUAGGUCGAUCACAAAGGCUCCAACAUCACGAAGGGGCGUCGUCUUCAAAGGGACAAUGGAGAAGGAACGCGAACGAAGACUGAAGAACGAAGGGAGAAGCAGCGAGGCGGCCGUGACUUCGGACGAGAAGAAAGAGACGAAACAGCGGGGAAAAGGGGAUUUCAGUGUUGUUUCUUCAAUGGGUGGGGUUGCAGUCGGCAUCUCCGAUGAACCCAUGGUGGUUUCUUUUUCUUCGCCUGUAGCAAGGAAUCGGUGGAAUGAUCAGCUGCUACAGUCGUUGAUAAGGGCUGUUCCGACAGCGAUUCGUGAGGGAAGGCAGGGGGGAUCAUCUCCGGUGGUGCUUCUAGGUGUGCUCCGGCCAAUCAGGAAGAAGAAAGGUAAGGUAGUAAAGGGGAAGGCUUCAACGAUUUACAGAGCGUGUUUGGGUGGUACUCGACAGGAAAGAAGGAAGAAAAGAGGUUGUUACAUCCUUGUUUCUACCAGAAAUCAACACACCUCAGAUGUGCUUCUUGGCAGCCAUUUGGAGAAUGAAGCAAAGGAAGGGAAAGGAGAGGUAUUGCCUCUUUCUCUGGUGAUCCGAAGGGUUGGAGAUGGUGGCAGCCACAAGUUCUUCUUCCCUUGUCGCUGGUAUCCGAGAACAUAA